Molecule: messenger RNA, 7341 nt
Organism: Thalassophryne amazonica
Lineage: Eukaryota; Metazoa; Chordata; Actinopteri; Batrachoidiformes; Batrachoididae
Gene: nid2a
Product: nidogen 2a (osteonidogen)
Biological process (GO): cell-matrix adhesion
Cellular component (GO): basement membrane
Molecular function (GO): calcium ion binding
Source: RefSeq, a predicted model, not a curated record
CAGAGGAGGAGUGCUGUGGAUUUCCUUCUGCAUCUGUACCUCUCUCCUUCUGGACUGUGUCACAGUGCAGAGCUGCUGCUUCUCCUCGGCUCCACGAUGGACAGAGGGGACUUCUUGCUGACUGUGUGCCUGCUGUGCUGCUGCAGCUGCAGUCUGGUUAGAGCCAUCAGCAGAGCUGAGAUGUUUCCUUAUGGCACAAUAAGUGGAGAUUUCAUCCUGGCAGAGGGAGAUGAUGAAACAUCCAGAGUGCUGUUCCUGCCUAAACCCUUCUACUUCUACAGCUCCCUCUUCCCUCAGCUAUAUGUGGCCACCAACGGUAUUAUAUCAGCUCACGACUUGCCAAUGGAAAAACAAUACGUAGAUGACGGCUUCCCUACAGAUUUCCCCGUGGUCGCUCCCUUCCUGGCGGACAUUGACACGAGCGGAGGGCGAGGACAGAUUUACUACAGAGUGACCGAAACACCAAGCAUUCUCAACAGAAUAGCCAAGGAAGUACAUCAGGGAUUCUCUGGUGCAACAUUUACACCCACACAUGCCGUAGUGGUGACCUGGGAGAAUGUAGGUGCCUAUGAAGAAAAAUCUCGCACCAGUGGACCUGCAAACAAGGUCAAUACGUUCCAAGCAGUAAUCGGUUAUGAUGAGACCGAUUCGUACGUUCUGUUUUUAUACCCUGAAGAUGGCUUGAACUUUUUUGGGACACGACCAAAGGAGUCCUAUAACGUUGAAAUCGAGCUUCCUGCUAGAGUUGGUUUCAGCAGAGGAGAAAUCACACAUCUGAACUUUCUCCGAACCGAAGGACCUCACUACAGUGUUACCAGCAAUGAACAGAGUGUUAAAAAUCUCUAUCAGGUUGGUAAUACAGGAGUUCCAGGCAUUUGGCUUUUCCACACUGGGAAUCAUUACAGUUUUGAUAACAUUGUUCCUGCUUCCAUUGGUGCCGUCCUGGCUACUGUGACCCCUGGAGAACUGGACAUCCCCCUGGAUACAACCACUCCGGAGUACUCUGAGUUUGAGGAGUAUUCUGAUAAUAUCUUCAAUGCCGAAAACAAAGAGGAAGAUGAUUACCCUCUUACAGGUGGCCACCCUGAGUUCUAUCCACCUCCUGUUAACGAGGAACUCCCAGUGUCCCUUCAGCCAGGAAGCCCUGAACAUUCCUCCUCUCAUGUAGUGGAUUCUGGUCAUCCUGCAACAUAUGAUAAUGAAGAUGUACCAUUGACCUUGGAACCCAGAUAUAGUCUGGAGCCAGCAGAGAGACAGUCCCCUCCAUUUAAUCCUACAGAGACACUGAAUCUACCAGUGGAAGGAUCUCAGCAACCAGAGGUUCCUCUGCAAAUUGCUGAUGUUUAUCCCCCUCAGGAACAUGAACAACCUCUUUCUCCGGGAGGUCAUGUAGUCAGCGUGGAUGAAGAAGAGGUUGAUUUUGACACAGGAGUGAUUCAGUACACUACAGAGAACAAGGAGACAUGUGCAAGGUUCCAGCAGCAGUGCUCCCAGAAUGCAUUCUGCUCUGACUAUGCCACAGGCUUCUGCUGCCACUGUCACUCUGGCUUCUAUGGAAAUGGCCGCCACUGCCUGCCAGAGGGUGUUCCUCAGCGUAUUAGUGGCAAGGUGAACGGCAUGGUGACUGUGGGUUUAACCCCUGUGGUGCUGAACAACAUUGAUCUACACGCCUACAUUGUGGUGGGAGAUGGGAGGGCAUACACCGCCAUCAGUGAGGUACCUGAGCCAGUGGGCUGGGCUUUGAUGCCAGUUGCACCAAUAGGAGAGCUGUUUGGAUGGCUGUUUGCUCUGGAGCUGCCCAAUAGCCAAGUGGGAUUUAAAAUAACUGGUGCUGAGUUUACCCGGAAUGCCGAGGUGAUCUUUUACCCUGGCAACCAGCGUCUCUCCAUCAUCCAGACUGGCCACGGUCUGGAUGACCACAACCACCUCACCAUUGACACUACGCUCAGCGGCAGCGUACCGUUCCUUCCCCCCGGAGCCACGGUUACAAUGGAUCCCUUCAAGGAGACCUACCAGUACUACCCUUCUGUUGUCACCUCUACGUCCGUGCGGGAGUUUUCAAUAGUUUCAGUAGACCGAGGCUCAGAGUCCUUCUCCUUCCAGCUGAAGCAGAACAUCACCUACCGUCACUGCCGACAUGACCACCAUGUCAUGCCGGAGACGCUGCAAAUCACCGUGGAGAGGGUGCUUGUGAUGUAUGUCACAGAAGAGCGCAUCCUGAGAUACGCCAUCACCAAUAAGAUCAGCCCAGUGGGAGAGCUGGUGAACCCCUGUUAUGUUGGGAUCCAUGACUGUGAUACCACAGCCCAGUGUAUCCCACUGGAGGGCCAAGCUUUCCGGUGUCAGUGUGCUGCUGGUUACAGAGGGGAUGGACACAACUGCUAUGAUAUCGAUGAGUGCGCUGAGGGAUUGGCGUCAUGUGGAGAUCACGCCCACUGUGUGAACAUGCCCGGGAGUCAUCAGUGCCACUGCCAGACGGGCUUUGAAUUUGGUUACGAUGGGCAUAUCUGUGUUGAUAUAGAUGAGUGCAUCUCCUCUCCAUGUUCCAUCAAUGGGAGAUGUAUUAAUGACCUUGGUUCCUACCGGUGUCAGUGCCACCCUGGGUUUUAUGGUGAUGGUUACUACUGUUCCCAACAGGAAGAGCAAACGAGCCGUCCAAAAACCCAAUGUGAGCAGCAAAAAGAGAGUCUGCAGCGUGCAGUGGAGCAUGGAGAGGAACCAAGCCUCGGACUCUUCAUCCCCGAGUGCGACCCUGACGGACGCUACCGUCCUCUGCAGUGCCACAGCUCUUCUGGACACUGCUGGUGUGUGGACAGCAGCGGGAAAGAAAGACCAAGGACUCAGACGCCACCUGGUUCACCACCUGUAGACUGUGACAGCCCAGAGCGUCCAAAGACUCAGUGUGAGCAUCACAGGGACAGUUUGCAGACGAGCAGUGCAGAGGGAGAUUCAGUAUCUGGAGCCUUUGUACCUCAGUGUGAUGCUUAUGGACAGUACAGACCUUUGCAGUGUAAUGGCUCCACUGGACAUUGUUGGUGUGUGGAUAGUAGGGGGCAGGAGAGACCUGGAACAAGAACACCACCUGGAGCACUGCCCACAGACUGUGACCAGCCAGAUGAACCAGAGCGUCCAAAAAGUCAGUGUGAGCACCACAGAGACAGUGUACAGACCGGUCCAGAUGGAUAUCCUCUUCCUGGAGCCUACACACCUCAGUGUGAUGCCGAUGGCCAGUACAGACCAUUACAGUGCCACAGCGCUACUGGAUAUUGUUGGUGUGUGGAUAUUAGGGGGCAGGAGAGAGCAGGGACCAGAACAUCACCUGGUACAACACCUACAGAUUGUGACAAACCAGAUGAACCUGAACACCCUAAAACUCAGUGUGAGCACCACAGAGACAGUGUACCUACGACCACUCCAGAAGGACAUCCCAUAGCUGGAGUUUAUGUGCCUCAUUGUGAUGCUGACGGACAGUACAGCCCACUCCAGUGCCAUGGCUCCACUGGGCAUUGUUGGUGUGUGGACAGUAGGGGGCAGGAGAGAGCAGGAACCAGGACUCCACCUGGUACACCACCCACAGUCUGCGAUAAACCAGAUAAACCGGAGCGUCCAAAAACUCACUGUGAGCACCACAGAGACAGCAUACAAACUGCUGGUCCAGAGGGACAUCCUCUACCUGGGGCAUAUAUACCCCAGUGUGAUGCAAAUGGACAGUAUCUGGCACUGCAGUGCCACGGCUCAACUGGACAUUGCUGGUGUGUGGACAGUAGUGGGCAGGAGAGAGCAGGAACAAGAACACCACCCGGUACACCACAUAAAGACUGCGAUAAACCUGAUAAACCAGUGCAUCCUAAAACACAUUGUGAGCAACACAGAGACAGUGUACAAACUACCAGUCCAGAUGGAUAUCCUAUACGAGAAGUGUUUGUACCUCAGUGUGAUGCAGAUGGACAGUACACACCUCAACAGUGCCACGGCUCCACUGGUUAUUGCUGGUGUGUGGACAAUUUGGGACAGGAGAGAGCAGGAACCAGGACACCACCUGGAACACCGUCUAAAGACUGUGAUAAACCAGAUGAACCAGAGCAUCCAAAAACUGACUGUGAGCAGCACAGAGACAGAGCACAGACUACCAUUCGAGAGGGAUAUCCUUUGACCGGUGUCUUCGUACCCCAAUGUGAUUCAAAUGGCCAAUACCUACCUCAACAGUGCCAAGGGUCUACCGGAUAUUGUUGGUGCGUGGACAGUAGGGGCCAAGAGCGAGAAGGAACCAGAACACCACCUGGUACACCACCUACAAAAUGUGAUAAACCAGAUGAGCCAACACAUCCUAAGACACAUUGUGAGCUGCACAGAGACAGCAUACAGACUACCAGUCCAGAGGGCUAUCCCAUACUAGGAGUUUUUGUACCUCAAUGUGAUGCAGACGGGCAUUACACACCUCAACAGUGCCAUGGUUCCACAGGACAGUGUUGGUGUGUGGACAGUAGUGGGCAGGAGAGGCCAGGAACCAGGACACUACCUGGUACUCCACCUGAAGACUGUGAUAAACCAGACCGUCCUAAAACUCAAUGUGAGCACCACAGAGAUAGUGUGCAGACUACAAGCCCUGAAGGAUACCCUAUAUUUGGUGCCUUUGUACCUGAAUGUGAUUCAGAUGGACAGUACCUACCUCAACAGUGCCACGGCUCUACUGGAUAUUGUUGGUGUGUGGACAGUAGGGGCCAAGAAAGAGCAGGAACCAAAACACCACCUGGUACACCACCCAAAGACUGUGAUAAGCCAGAUGAACCAGAGCGCCCCAAAACUCACUGUGAGCAGCACAGAGACAGAGCACAAGCGACUAUUUCAGAAGGAUAUCCUGUUGUUGGGGCCUUUGUACCCCAGUGUGAUUCAGAUGGACAAUACCUACCUCGACAGUGUCAUGACUCUACUGGACAUUGUUGGUGUGUGGACACUAGGGGCCAAGAAAGAACAGGAACCAGGACACCACCUGGUACACCACCAAUAGAUUGUGAUAAACCAGACCGUCCUAAAACUCAAUGUGAGCACCACAGAGAUAGUGUGCAGACUACAAGCCCUGAAGGAUACCCUAUAUUUGGUGCCUUUGUACCUGAAUGUGAUUCAGAUGGACAGUACCUACCUCAACAGUGCCACGGCUCUACUGGAUAUUGUUGGUGUGUGGACAGUAGGGGCCAAGAAAGAGCAGGAACCAAAACACCACCUGGUACACCACCCAAAGACUGUGAUAAGCCAGAGCGCCCCAAAACUCACUGUGAGCAGCACAGAGACAGAGGCACAAGCGACAUUUCAGAAGGAUAUCCUGUUGUUGGGGCCUUUGUACCCCAGUGUGAUUCAGAUGGACAAUACCUACCUCGACAGUGUCAUGACUCUACUGGACAUUGUUGGUGUGUGGACACUAGGGGCCAAGAAAGAACAGGAACCAGGACACCACCUGGUACACCACCAAUAGAUUGUGAUAAACCAGUUCCUGUGUCACCAACUGAGCGCCCUGAGAGUGUAUGUGAGCGAUGGAGAGCCAGUCUGAUUGAACACUAUGGGGGAAAGCCAGAGCCACAGCACUACGUGCCUCAGUGUGAACCAGAUGGACAGUUCAGUGCAGUCCAGUGCUACGGGGAGAGCAGUUACUGUUGGUGUGUGGACCAGGAUGGGCGGGAGGUUCCUGGGACUCGAUCCUAUGAUGUUGUCAAACCUGCAUGUCUCCCUACUGUGGCUCCACCCACUGUCCAUCCAAUGCCCCGCCCAGAUGUAACACCCCCACCCUCUGGCAUCACAUUGCUUUACGCGCAAGGACAGAAAAUAGGCGCGCUACCUCUUAACGGGACACGACUCGAUGCAGAACAAUCCAAAACACUACUGGCGCUACAUGGCUCCAUUGUUGUUGGCAUAGCCUACGACUGCAAAGAAAAUCAAGUGUACUGGACAGAUUUGUCUGCACGGACGAUCAGUAGAGCGUCCAUAUUGCCUGGAGCCGAGCCCGAGUUACUCAUCAACACAAACCUGAUAAGCCCGGAAGGUUUGGCGGUGGAUGUCAAACGAAGGUUGAUGUUCUGGGUCGACUCCGCCCCUGACGUCAUCGAAGGCGCCAACCUGGAUGGCAGUGGGAGGCGAACGCUCUUCGACACAGACUUGGUUAACCCUCGUGCCAUCAUAGUGGUACCAUCCACUGGCACUCUGUAUUGGACGGAUUGGAACCGAGAGGCUCCUAAGAUUGAGAGUUCAACCAUAGAAGGUCAGGACCGCAGAGUGGUGGUGUCUGACGGGAUUGGAUUACCAAACGCUCUAACGUACGACUCUUCUUCUGGACAGGUCUGCUGGGCUGAUGCAGGUACAAAGCGAUUAGAAUGUAUAUUUCCAAAUGGUUCUGGCCGCAGAAUGAUCCACGGCAACCUCAACUACCCGUUCAGCAUGGUCUACUACAACAACCACUUCUACUACACGGACUGGAGGAGGGAUGGUGUGAUUGCAGUGAGUAAAGACAGUAACCAGCUGACUGAUGAAUACCUACCUGACCAACGCUCUCAUUUGUAUGGUAUCACCAUAGCAACCACGCACUGUCUAUGAGGGACCUGCUGAUGACAGACGGACAACUGCGGUGUCCACUGGUGCUAAAGUUCUAGGGUGAGUUCUGGACGGUGGGAAGAAGUGUGUAAUCAAGUGUCCUCUCGGUACGCGUCAGGACACUCAGGAAACAAGAUGGCCUCCCGUUGCCAGUAACAACCGCCCAAACUAAUUUACAAUCCCUCCAAACCCCCCACAUCAAUGUUUUGUAAAUUUGUCUUAUACCUCAGUUUGUUUUCUACUGUAUUUUUGUACUUUUUUUCUAUCAAUUAAAACUAUAGAAUAAUGAAAUCUGAUUCUAAAAAUGUUUAAAGUGUGAGUUUGGUUUUUCGGAAGAAGAAUGACAUCAAGAGCUUUAAAACUUCAAACCAAAGGCUCAUUGUAAACAGGAUCACUCGCUUUUUGGUCAGCUGACCACAGAUUCCAGAUAACGGCUAAUCCAACUCAAAAGUUAGCAGUUUGUCUGGUCUUCAGAAGCCGCAUUAUUUCUGAUUACUAAUUAGUUAUCACAUGAUUACAAACUCAAUUAACUUGUAUUUAAAACACACAAACCUGUUUUUUUUUUUUUUAUAAACUCUGUAAAAUGUGUGGUCAUGUGAAGUUGUUGCACCGCACGUCCUACAGCCAUAUUUCUGCGCACUACUAAUCUCUUCUUCACACACAAUGAAAUGACUAUGUUGCCAAAUAUUUUUUGCUACUACUUUUCAAAUCUUUAUCUUUUUAUAAAAUUUGAUAUUUAUAACAAUAAAAUGUGAUUUGGAA